UCAGCCUCAGUUUAUUUAUUGUUUCUUGAUUGUAGACUCUAUUACAUAGUUCUAGAGUCGUUUUUGGGAUGUUCUUGUAUUCUUUAAAAUGAGAUAUUAGUUAUUAGGUUAUUUCAGCUGGUAUCUAGGUACCUAUAUAAAGUGUUUCCCGGAGAUUUCAUAUUCAUACUCGUUCAACAUGGGCACAUGCACGGGAGUCGUGCCUGCGCUCUGCUGCCUAGUGGCAGGUUUACUGUGGACUGGCACUGUGAUCGGCUCGCCGGAUCCGCGGAGCGACUACGAUUGGGAAAACUACUCUACUGGCUAUCCUUCAACGGAAAAAGUCGAGACAUAUCUGAGAAUCUUAAAUACCUCAGAGAAUAUAACGUUCAACGUUGGUGAUAAAAAAGCCAUCUACUGCGAAGGACGAUUUUUAUAUAACGACAUAGGAUGGUACGAUCCAUCUGGUGUAAAGAUAGAGCAGAGAUCUAAUAAAGCAGAAAGAAUCUUUGUGGAUCUGCAUGUUGGUUCCGCAGAGGACCCCACAUUAUUAGCUUUGUUAGUAAAGGAUAUGGUCGUCACUGACUCGGGAACAUACACCUGCAGGGCGGGGGAUCUAAGCGCCAGAAUUACUAUUGUUGUAAACGACUCCGCGAUUGGGCCCAAGGGGCCUUUGGUUGGGCCUUGGGUAGCUCAGCCUCAGACUGGGUCAGAUUCUGUUAUUGCGGGGCCAGGCGCAGUGGCUCCAGGCUCAUAUCCAGGUUACGGGACGUGGAAUCCGCCGAAUUCAAAUCGUACAACCUACGGCACCCCGGGAGUGCCGACUUGGCAGAAUCCACCUUUUGAAGGACCGGUGGCAGACGGCCCGGGAGUAAUAGGGCAUAAUUGGCCGAUUGGAGGACCAGGCGCAGAUGCCCCGGGAGGAUGGUAUUUUGGGCCGAUUGGCGGACAGUCCGGCGUAGGAGGCCCCGGCGGAUUGAAUAAUGGACCGAUUGGCGGACCGGCCGGCGUAGGAGGCCCCGGAGGUUGGAAUAAUGGACCAAUUGGCGGACAGCCCGGCGUAGGUGGCCCCGGAGGAUGGAAUAAUGGACCAAUUGGCGGACCGGUCGGCGUAGGAGGCCCCGGAGGAUGGAAUAAUGGACCGAUUGGCGGACCGGCCGGCGUAGGAGGCCCCGGAGGAUGGAAUAAUGGACUAAUUGGCGGACAGCCCGGCGUAGGUGGCCCCGGAGGAUGGAAUAAUGGACCAAUUGGCGGACCGGUCGGCGUAGGAGGCCCCGGAGGAUGGAAUAAUGGACCAAUUGGCGGACAGCCCGGCGUAGGAGGCCCCGGAGAAUGGAAUAAUGAACCGAUUGGCGGACUGGUCGGCGUAGGAGGCCCCGGAGGAUGGAAUAAUGGACCGAUUGGCGGACCGGUCGGCGUAGGAGGCCCUGGAGGAUGGAAUAAUGGACCAAUUGGCGGACCGGUCGGCGUAGGAGGCCCCGUUGGAUGGAAUAAUGGACCGAUUGGAGGACAGCCCGGCGUAGGUGGCCCCGGAGGAUGGAAUAAUGGACCAAUCAUAGGACCAGGCGCAGAAAGCCCAGGAACAUGGAAUAAUGGACCGACCCCCUUGGCCAAGAAGGAAGACUCAGAGAAGCUGACGGUGGGUACAUCUGGGUCCUCGAGUCCUCAAGAGGUGCACUUCGCGCUGUCGCUCGUACCGCUUCUGCACGCGCAGCUGCUGCCCGUCAGGCUCCAGAAGGAAGCUGACAUCUUGAGAGCCUUGACGCCGGUAGAACCACCAGUGUUUUACAGGCCUUUAGUACCGCCUAGCAUCUACAAGCCGGUAGUGCCACCUGGCGUCUACAAGCCGGGCGUAAUGGCAUACGACUAAUAAGGCUAACUAUGGCAAUCAUUUAUUACAAUAGGAUGUAUGUGUCCGUGGCUGAUUGUAAUAUACGCCCGAUCGUAAAGUUUUAAUUAUGCAAUAAACGUUUUGUCUCUUGUGUUACCCAUUCGUUUUAUUCAUCGUAGUUUCAUUUUGUAUUCAAUUAGCAUUAUUAAUAGUAGAUUGCACGUGUCAUAUGGAGCAGAAUAAUAUAUUUACGGACGUUGCGUACAUUAAAUCUUGAACGAAGUGUAU
This is a messenger RNA of Cydia pomonella (codling moth), 2098 nucleotides long. Its product is annotated as PE-PGRS family protein PE_PGRS5-like. Lineage: Eukaryota; Metazoa; Arthropoda; Insecta; Lepidoptera; Tortricidae. The transcript has 22 exons. Bases 179 to 1849 code for a protein of 556 amino acids. The record is from RefSeq and is a predicted model, not a curated record.